CACGAGGAACUAACCAAACUAAAAAAUGGCUUUCGUUAAGAAUAUCUUGCUCCUGUUCGCUAUCCUGAUCCCUGCGACCAUCCUAGCUCAAAAUGGUACAGAUGUACCUCCAAGCUCGGAAGGACCUGAUGGACCAUCAUCUGACAUCCCUGACGGCGGCAGCACAGAACCACCGAUGCCAUCAUCAGCGUCAGGACCAUUCGACCACUUUUCUUUCAAGCCUCCCAAGUUCGACUGGCCUUCUCUACCUGGAAUCUUCGGAGGUGGUUCCCGUCAUAAGAGGGCGGCAAAUGAGCCUGUGGACGCGGAACACGCUCGUCAAGACCAUGCCUUCUUCCGCCGUGUCAUUAGGUGCAACUUCUUGACUGAGGUAAAUAAUUCUUAA
Messenger RNA from Spodoptera exigua (beet armyworm), 385 nucleotides. Lineage: Eukaryota; Metazoa; Arthropoda; Insecta; Lepidoptera; Noctuidae. The record is from the annotation of a GenBank genome assembly.